GUUGCUGUUGUUGUUGUUGUUGUUGUGGUGGUUAGUGUUGCAUUGUCUGCUAAACGCUAAUGCGUUAAAUGAGCUGUUGAUGCCCCGUGCCAGAUAACUAAUUAGAGCGCUUUCUGGUGCAUAAAUUACGAAAUAAGUUACAAGUCGAACCCGAAACCUCAAUUAACUUUAUGUGAAACGCCUACGCACAGCGCUGUCGAGCUACGCAGAGAAAUACAGACACAAAGCGUUAGAUGUUAUGGCCAUAAUAAUAAACAUGAUGAUGACGUUAAGUAUACGCCAAAUUGGUCAAAACAAAAUAGAGAAAAUAUGACAAACAAGCGACGCAACGAACGAGUGAAACGAAUGGCAAGAUCGUGAACAAAAAAAAAAAAUACCCGAACGUCAAGCUACAGAAAUUCUAGUGAUCCGCGUAAUAACUGAAGUUAAUGCCCCGCUCAUUGGCUCAUACGUUGAUUCAGUUGCUCCGUGGCAGUUGACAGCGCCGCACGCGAAUCGUAAACGCAAAAAUUUAUAAGAAAAAGUGAGAAAAAGCGAAGCUUGAACGAGAGUCGCUUUUAGACUUUGAACAGACAAACAUACAAAACAGACAGACGGACAGACAGACAGACAGACAGACAGACAGUCAGUUUUGUCGGUAGUUUUGCUUGACGCCGCCGGGGCGGAUUGCUCAAGGUUAAUUCGAGAUGUCAUUUUUUCGCAACAUUCGCUCAUCGUUGGCAUCGGCGACGUCGUCGAGAAAGAGCUCGUCCCGCGACACGACGCCAGUGCGCAGCUGUGGCUCCCGACCGGCGAGUGUGAUCAGCUCUCGACGGGAUUCGACCACGAGUUCAACAUUGCAGCGUGGCGACACCUUUAUAUUGCAUGGCUCCGAUGAGGAACAACAGCGUCCGACAGACUCCAACAGCAGCACGCUGGAGAAAAAGUCCAAAAAGUCGAAAGUUUUUAGUAAAUUCAGCACGUUUACCAAGCGCAAGAAGACACCCUCGCCGGAGGAGGUGGCCAGCUAUGAGCAUCAUCCCAGUGAUUCGGCCACAAAUACUUACUACAAGUGGCGCAGUGAUGGGGAUCGCAUGUUGGACUAUGAUGCACACUCGGACCCAUUUAAUUUCCUCUACGAGCAGCAGAGCAGCCUCAAGUCCGGCAGACAGUCAGCUGAAGCUGCAGUGCAACGCCAGUCGAGUCAGUGCUCCAAUUCCAAUUCGAAUUCCAAUUCCAGCACUGGCAGCUUUGAUUCCAGCACUUAUCGCAAGAGUAAAACUCCAACGCAUCUGCGAGAGCAACUGGAGCAGCUGAAAACCCACUCCAAUGACGAUCUGCUCGAGGAGGAUGAAAAGGAAAAGUACAAAACGGUCACACUGAGCAGUUUUCGCAAAUCGUUUCGCGAUCGCUUGCUGCAACAGCAAAAGGAGACGCCACACAAUCCCGCCUGGUUUGUGGAGGUGCCACCGCCUGUGGCGCCGCCGAGCAAUAGCCGUGCCGAGGCCAAGGAGAACCGGCCGGACUUUCUGGUCUUUGAGAAUGACAAUUAUCGCCCACAGUCGCGCUCGCCGCUGCGGGAACGCCCCUCACGCUCCGCCACCCGCUCGCCCGUCAAACGCAAUGAGACUUUUCGCGUGGCACAGCCCACAUUGCGUCAUGUGUCGCCGUCACCGACGCCGCCAACGUCCUCCAUACGCAUUGAGAUCAAGAACUCCAUAUUGCCGCACUCACCCGGCCGUCUAGUGCCGGUGGGCGUGGCCAAGCCCAUGCCGACCACAGAGUACUAUGCACAGCGUCUGUUGGCCAACAGCGUGGCACGACAGCCGUUGCAUGGCCCAGGAGCUGCCAAAUGGUAUCGCCAACAGGCUCAACACUCACCCACACGUUUUGGUGGCAUGCCACAUGCCCAGCAGCACCAUCAGCAACCACAACCACAACGGAAUAGUGGUCGUUAUCAGACCCUCGUGCACAUUGGCAGCGAGCAGAGCAAAUUGUCUGCCGCUCCAGCUUCAGCUUCAGCUCCAGCUCGAGGACGUGCCCCAACCCGCGUGCAACUCUACGGCAACAAGCCAAGCAGUCGACAACAACAGCAACAGCAACAACCACCUUCUGCCACCUACUUUGGCGGUCACUACAAUGCACCUGCAACUACAGCGAUCACCGUCGGCAAACCAUUGUCCAGUUCUCGAGUCUCCAACGUGGGCGUCUCCAGUGCCAAUUGGGGGCGUCGCGAUCAGCCGUCGCCAAGAGUCGUUGCCGCCCACGCCCACGCCCCCGCCCCCGCGCAACGACGCAAUCGUUCUCCCAUCAAGAUUCCAUGGCGUUAGAUCGAAUAUAUUCGAAUACACUCGAACGAAACGAACGAUCAAAAGAUCAAGAUACUCACUGAUCCGCGAUCGGCUUUGACAAAUAAAGCAAUAGUUGUUUGCUCAGCACAUGUGCUAGUAUCUAGAGAUGAGCGCGUGACACGACACGUUGCAAUAGUCGAAAAUAAAUAAUUUCAAAUUUAUAGACAAAAAGUAACAAGAUACUAAAGAAUCCGACAUAAUAACUUUAAAGAAAAUAUUCUUUACUGAGUAAAAGCUCUUUUUGAGGUAGCAAAAAUUUAAGGCAGAGUAUCUUAAGAUUGUAAGGUAUUAAAAAGUAUUGAAAAAGUGUGUAGAUUUAUUUCACAAAAAUCAAAGAAUCUUAAGAUAUUUUAUAAUAGCUUAGAAAAAGUUUCGAAAACGUUACGUAUUUCAGAGUCUCAGAUCAAACUUGAUUCUUAAGACAAGAAUUGUCAAAAAAAAUAGGGAUAAAUUAAUAAUGAAGUAUAUAUCUAUGUUUAUCAAAGAAUCUUGAGAUUUGUAGCAGAUAAAACGGUUUUCGAUUGCUUAAAAACAAUGUCAAACAGUAGAAAUAAUUAAAAGCGCUUUCAUUGUUAGAGUUGGUACUAAACUAAAUAUACUGAGCUUCGUGACACGUGCCCAUCUCUAGUUAAAUAACCGAUUGCUGAUCAUAUGAGUUAAGCGACACCUCUUGCGUCAUGCAGAACCGUGGGACGUACUAUAGUGAAUAUUAUUUAUUUUCUUUACAAAUUGUGCUAACAAUUGAUAUCUGUGUACAGUCGAAAUGUCUUCUCUCCACAUUCUUUCCCCAUGUGCGUUGUAUGUAAAAUAAUUAUAAUUAAGUAAACAAAUGAAACCAAUAAAUGCGAAUAAAUACACAGAAAAUGAUACAGAGAUAAAAAAGAAAUACAGAAAAUCGGCGUGUUGUGUAAAUUGAUAAUUAUCAUUUGUUGGCAUUGCCCGUGGCCAAAAUCAUUUGGUAACAAGCACGGCUUUAAGUAGUUGCAGGGCCAUUAA
Molecule: messenger RNA, 3326 nt
Organism: Drosophila innubila
Lineage: Eukaryota; Metazoa; Arthropoda; Insecta; Diptera; Drosophilidae
Exons: 1
Coding region: 687-2309 (540 amino acids)
Source: RefSeq, a predicted model, not a curated record